This is a messenger RNA of Pelodiscus sinensis (Chinese soft-shelled turtle), 1822 nucleotides long. The record is from RefSeq and is a predicted model, not a curated record. NCBI's taxonomy places the organism in Eukaryota, Metazoa, Chordata, Testudines, Trionychidae.
ACGCCAUUGCCGCGCGCCGGCCCCUCCCCCCGUCUCGGCCACUGCCGCCGCCAUGGAGUCCAACAGGGACGAGGCGGAGCGCUGUAUUGCCAUUGCCGUGGCCGCCAUCAAGGCCACGGGGAGAAACCUGGCUGGAGGGGAAACAGGCUCACCCCACUUGCUCUCUCCAGUCUGCUGUGCUGAGAUUCUAUACAAAAGUCAACAUGGUUUCUUGCUGAUCGAAUCUCUCAACAAGAAUGAACAAUCAGCCAAUGGCCAGUCCAAAUCCAGGGAGUCCACAAAUGCCCACUUUAGGAAAUUGAGUGGAGACUUCCCAUCAGCCAAUGGGGAGGCAGGUGUGGAGACUAGCAAAGGUUACACCCAAGAUCAGGUGGAUGCAGUUAAGAGGGUAAAGCAGUGUAAAGAUUACUAUGAAAUUCUAGGAGUGAACAGAGAGGCCUCUGAUGAUGAUCUGAAAAAAGCUUACCGGAAACUAGCACUGAAGUUCCACCCAGAUAAAAACCAUGCGCCUGGUGCUACAGAAGCAUUUAAAGCCAUUGGUAAUGCAUAUGCAGUAUUGAGCAACCCAGAGAAGCGGAAGCAAUACGACCAGUUUGGAGAUGAGAAAGUCAACCCUUCAAGACAUGGCCACAACCAUGCGGACUUCCACCGUGGAUUUGAAGCAGACAUCUCACCUGAGGAUCUCUUCAACAUGUUCUUUGGUGGUGGAUUUCCUUCUAGUAAUGUUCAUGUAUACAGCAAUGGCAGGAUGCGUUAUACCUACCAUCAGAGGCAUGACAGACGAGAACAUCAGGGUGAUGGUGGCCUUGGGUUGUUUGUCCAGCUGAUGCCUAUUCUCAUCCUGAUCAUUGUUUCAGCUCUCAGCCAGAUGAUGGUCUCCAGCCCACCUUACAGUUUGAGCCACAGGCCGUCUGUGGGUCACAUACACAGGAGAGUGACGGAGCACUUGAAGGUAGCUUAUUAUGUAGCUGAGAACUUUGCAGAAGAAUACACUGGCACAAAUCUGAAAAAUGUUGAGAGGAGUGUGGAAGAUGAUUACAUUGCAAACCUUAGAAAUAACUGCUGGAAGGAAAAGCAACAAAAGGAAGGUUUGCUUUACCGGGCACGAUACUUUGGAGAUUCAGAUCUGUAUCAAAGAGCGCAGAAGAUGGGCACCCCAAGCUGUAGCAGACUGUCAGAAGUUCAAGCCUCCAUGCACGGAUAGUCACUACUAGACCACUCAGCAAAUGUCUAAACUCUUGAAAUGCCUGAAGACUUUUGGCGAAGUGCACUGAGCCAAGGUGACAGACUUUAUAUUUAAAGAAUCAAACCUUAAAUUAAAAUGGAAUUGGAGAAUUAGCAACGCACAACUGCCCUCUCUUCUUACUCUGUCUUCAACGUUAAAUGCAGCAGGCAGCAGUUAGGAAAUAAAGUUGCCUGUCUUCUCUUCUUUUCAACACCACUAGAGUGCAACAAUCUAGUCUCUCCUAGGAUACAGCAACCAUGAGAAGAAGUGUAGAGUACAAAAAACAAACUGCAGCAAGCCAUGAAGCAGGAGACCCUUCCAUGAUUGCACUGGUCACUUCGAAUGGAGAGAGAAAUUGGAAGAUAUUUUUAGGACUAAAAACCAAUUAAUAAGAAAAGAAUCAAUCUAUUUAGAAUUAAUUUAUAGUUGUAUGUAUGUUGUAUUUUUAAACUAUGCAGGGAUUGGAUUAAUUUAUUUAGUUUUCUGCCCAGUUUAGUGAAGUGUGAACUCUGGCCUGUUUUGGAGGGGCCUUGCAGACCUAUCCAAUUUCAGUUUGCCACAUCUGAUGACACUUUGCGCUUUUUUUUUUUUUUUUUU